Messenger RNA from Cylindrotheca closterium, 3093 nucleotides. The record is from the annotation of a GenBank genome assembly. NCBI's taxonomy places the organism in Eukaryota, Bacillariophyta, Bacillariophyceae, Bacillariales, Bacillariaceae.
AUGCGAAUAUCAUUGCAGAACCCUUUCUUGUUUUUUGGCAUUGACGAAUUCGAAAAAAAUCAGAACAACAAUCAAUUCUUUGAUGGGGACAAGUCGGAUCCUCAACUUUGUCUGGAAAAUCCUUUGGUUGGCUUUUGGUUGAUUUGUUCUGAAUUGUUUGAUUAUCUAUGGGCGACAACCUUUGGCGACGAGUAUUAUAGCGAGCCGCCGUUGUCAAUCAUCCGUGGCAUCAAGCAAAAACGUUCGGCACCUUCUCAGUCCUUUUUCCGACCAGAAAGUUCAACCCAUCACACUCAACAAGCAAUUCAGAAGAUCACGGAUCAACGGAAGCGCCAUUGUACUCUGACUGACAAUAGAUAUGAUGCACUGGUGGAUGAUGAUGAAUCGAUUGGGACAAAUGAUGACAAUGCGGAGGCUGCGGACGACGAUGCCACUACCAUUGGCGGCGAUGCCUUCCAACAACCAGAUAAGGACGAUGAUGACGAUGAAAUACUGGUGACAGAGGUCCGUAACAACCCAAGACGCCCACCACUUUCUUCAGAUGAUGAUGACGAUGAAGAGGACGAGGAUGAUGAUGUGGCAAGCAACGCUGGGGAGGUUCAGUCAGAGUAUGUAGAAGCACCGGGGAGGUCAGAAGAUGACAACAUGGCGGUGGACGGCUUGACAAGCCCUACUCAGGUCUCUCAGGAUAGCUCUUCAUUGAUAAACACACCUCCACCUACACGUCGCCUACCUCCACCGCUCACUCUUGCUGAGAAACUUAACAAAUUAAUUCAAGUUAACUUGGAUGGGAUGACAUGCAGAUGUCAUAUUUUUGAGACCACAUUUGCGACAAAUUACUUGGGAUCGGACUCCGGCACGGUUGCUGAGACAAUUUUAUCUGCGGUGCUGACGUCAAUGGAGGAAGCUUUGAACAACUCCUUUCACAAGUUGAAGAUCCUUCCUAUCUCUGACGACACUUAUAAACAACAGAACCGGUGGAUCCGGAACUCGGUGGAGUUACGCAACAAAAUUUCGUCCUACCGGGCCCUGAGUCUCUACUGCAAUAUGGAAUAUGGGAAUUCUCCUUAUGCGGCAACCAACAGCAAGCCUGGCGAGAAGAAACUACGGACCUGCAUGCGGGUGGGCUUUGCAAGGGACAUGUCGGCAGAGGCGGUCCAAGACUAUCUUCACACUGGUCUACGUUCCCAGGGUCGUGGUGCAGGAUGUUACCCUUCGCCGCUUCAUUAUGGUGACAUUGUUAAAGUGGGUUGCUUUGCCUUCACUCCGCCGGAGGUUAACUUUGAAGCCUACGCGAAAGAAAUCAUGCGUCACUUUGACUUCGCUAUCCCUAUUGGAAUCAAGAUGGAUUGGGUUUCUACUCCUUACACAGGACGUGCUAAAUUCAAUGAACGUUCCCCCGGUGUAACAAGUCCCCAUGGGUACGCCCGCAAGAUUCAUGCCAAACGAGUGGAUCAAGAAUUAAGAAGCCUUCUUCAUCCAUCCACAACAAAGCCAGACUUCCCCUUUGCUGCUCCGGCUACAUUUAUUAGUGAUUGGAAGUCUGCUCAACAGGGACUGAUUAAUGUGAAGGCCUACUGUCCGGUCAAGGACGCUAACCUCACCCUUAUUAGCAAACUACGUGACUACUAUAUCCUGACAGAGGUCCUGUAUUUGGUCAUGGACCUUCCUGGGAUGUUCAAGUUCGCUACUACCACUAUGUUUGGCGCAUGCACCUUGUUCAAGGUUCUCUUGUCGAUCAAGGCAACCCCGGCUCAAGCCGACAAAGCUUCGCAUGCUCACCAAUCAACAACUGAGACUGUUGACUCGGACGAUGACUCUUCUGACGACGAUUCCAAUGUAGCCUCUGACUCUAAAGACGGCCAAUUCACGGAAGUUCAGUCUAAGAAGGCGGCGACAAAGGUGAAAAAGAAGGUGAAGAAGAAGAAGCAGCCGAUCACUGACAAUGAGAAUCCGUUCCUUAAUGAUCUCUUUCCAGCCCAACGAAAAAUGGCUGAGGCUGCUGACCGUAAGCUGAAGAAUGAUCAGGAGCGUCACAAGUCCAGUCCGUUGUUCUUGAUGGUUCUACCAGGCGGGAUGGAGGGCACCUACAUCCUGGUGUGUCGCAAGAAGUUUGGACAAUUGGCUCGUAACGUCUUGAAGGGCUUGAUCCCUUUUCUUACUCAUCACCUGUAUGAGCCAACUCUGACAAAACCCGAUCAAGCCCUUUGUAAAUGGGUUCCGCAAUCAGAGAUCAGUAUGGUUCGGCGUAAGAACCUCAAAUGGUGCACAAACACCCUCCGUGCAGUGGAGGCUACCGCAUUGCCAGAGGCGGUGGAAGAAGCACUAGAGUUUCUGGAAGAUGUUAUGGAAGAUGCAACGGAUGUCUACCACGGCCAACUCUCGAUUGAUUUGGACAUGGCUAACAACAAAGACAUUGAUGAUGGGAAGACAGUGACGGGAAUGAUGGACGAGAUGCAGGAACGAGAGCAACAACUGGAAGAUGCCUUCAAUGAGAUUGAGAUUUGGGACAAUGCACUUGAGGCUCAGGAGCGCGCCUUGGCACAACAACGUGCGGACAAUGCGGCACUGCAGGUACAGCUUGCUGCCCUUCAGAGCCAGGUCAGCCAUCCACCUACCAUGAUGGUUCAUCCACCUCCCACUCCACCUCACAACAAUCGCGUGUCCCCUGACCGUCAAGCAUUGACUCCACCGGUCAGACCUAGCAACAGAACCUUAGGCAAGUCACCCACUGGGAAGAGCUCUAUUGUUCCCAACACAGUGACAAAACCAAAGAAGGCCAUCAAGCAGGGCAAACCACCUAAACAACCAGCCAAGAAGGCCCGUACAAGUACAGGUUUUCAAUUUCAGGAACCAUCUCCUGCUCAAACCUUGGCGGCCCCGGCUGUUCAAGUAGACAAGUCUCACAUGGAAGGGGACAACACCACUUCUGCGUCUCAAGAUGAGAGCCAAACCUCAUCUCUUACUGCGUCUACCCCGCGAGGUGGAGGGCCUCCAUUCUUCUCUCCUCCUCCUGGGAAGGCUCAGAGUGAUGGCGCCAGUAAAUCUUCUCGGUCCGCCCGCGGAGCUCCCCGCUCCGCGGAGGGGACAUGA